Molecule: messenger RNA, 1017 nt
Organism: Mycena citricolor
Lineage: Eukaryota; Fungi; Basidiomycota; Agaricomycetes; Agaricales; Mycenaceae
Source: the annotation of a GenBank genome assembly
GCACGUGUGACAGUAGAGGAACCGAACAACGUCCGAACAUGCUCAAGAUUUUUCCUGUUCUUUCCCACCACCAUCCUCCCGCUCACAAGCACCUCUGUCAUUUCCCGGCAUAACCCUCGACUGUCCCUUCUCCAUGUUCUCCACCAUGAUUCCCGCUCUUACCCUUGCCCUCGCACUGACCUCCCAAGUCAAUGCACUCUCCAACCUUCAAGCGCCGUCGGGUGCGACUGUCAACCGUAACAUGACCGUCACCUGGUCGUCCGACUCGUCCGACUCGGGCACCUUCACACUGGCGCUGUUCAGUGCCGCGAUCAACCAGACUUAUACUGGUGGCCUUGCCCUCGCCAACACGGUGGAACCUUCUAAGAACCAGGUCACUGUUCUAUUUCCGCCAUUCGAUCCCGGAUCGUACUCCCUCGCCGUGAUCUCCUCCUCCAACUCUUCGGAUGUACUCGCUACUUCGGGUCAAUUCACGGUCAAUCCGGCGCCCUCUGGAUCGCAGAAAUUGUCUCCGACGGCUGCUGCUUCCUCCGUGGCCAGUGCUAUUUCGAGCAUAGCGUCUAGCAUUAGUUCAUCGAUCGUCAGCGCCAGUGCCUCAGCCUCAGCCAACCCUAGUCCGAGUGCGGCUGCCAAAUCUGAUGCGACCCGAACCUCUGUUUUCUCCCUGGGUGCUGUGGUCGCUGCUGUCCUCAUCCAGGCUCUGGCGGCGUGAAAGGCUUUCGGCACGCGUUCUGUCUAUCUUCUCAGGUCAUGCUCAGCCUCUUCUGUAACCCGUCGCAGUUCAAUAUUUUGAAACCGUGUUCUCUCGCUUUCAUACGUACCACUCUCUUGUUGUGUUUCUUGAUUUUCUCAUACGUACUUCUCUGUUGUCUGUACAGCCCGUUCAUGUACACGCGAAAGGUAUCCGUAGAGUUGUCAAAAGAUGUCUUUUGGACCAUUGUCACCUUUUGUCGAGCUCGCGAAGUUGAACCUUGUAUUUUUAGCAGGGGGCCUGCAACAAUUCGAUUGUACUCCUUA